Telopea speciosissima is the source of this 555-nucleotide messenger RNA. Its product is annotated as NAC domain-containing protein 2-like. The record is from RefSeq and is a predicted model, not a curated record. Gene Ontology annotation, biological process: regulation of DNA-templated transcription; system development. The coding region runs from base 1 to 555 and encodes 184 amino acids. The transcript has 3 exons. Lineage: Eukaryota; Viridiplantae; Streptophyta; Magnoliopsida; Proteales; Proteaceae. Gene Ontology annotation, molecular function: DNA binding.
AUGUCGAUUCCAUAUUUGCCACCAGGAUUUAUAUUCAUGCCCACUGAUUCCGAGCAGCUCCAAUUUCUCAAAGACAAGCUUUUAGGUCGUCUUGAUCAAUAUACUUCUGGUUUUAUCCCAGACAACAUCAAUCCCUAUGGUUGCGACCCUGUCGAACUUCCCAAAGGUGAUCACUUUGAACGUACACAUCAAGCUUAUUUCUUUACCCACAAAAACCAGAACCGAACACUAAAAGAUGGUUUCUGGAUGGCUUCUGCUUUGCCCGAGGAGAUCAACAAUGGGGGUCAAAUGCUAGGUUUGAAGGAGGAGUUCAACUUUUUCUGGUCAGUAGGAAAAGUGACAAUCGAAACAAACUGGGUUAUGCGUGAGUACAGUAUAAACCCAGCUAUAUUUUCAGAAGGCGAGCGAAGAGCCAUUGGAAACAUGGGGCCUGGCUGGUGGGGUGGCCAGAAGUUGGUGUCUCGGAAAAACGUGAAUGGGGAAGGGGAGGUAGGGGUCAAACUAUCACAAAAGUCCUCAGAUGAGAGACGAACACAGUCUUGGGUAGUUUUGUAA